This is a messenger RNA of Penicillium expansum, 2523 nucleotides long. RefSeq lists its product as uncharacterized. The record is from RefSeq and is a predicted model, not a curated record. Lineage: Eukaryota; Fungi; Ascomycota; Eurotiomycetes; Eurotiales; Aspergillaceae. The transcript has a single exon. Bases 1 to 2523 code for a protein of 840 amino acids.
AUGUUGUCAGACUUAUUGACGAGUCAGUAUCUGCAAUACAAAACAGAUACUGAAAUUGUAGCCACAUGGCUGGCGAGUACUGCAAAGCGGUGUGGACUCGACGUGAGCGAGGGAGACAAUAAUCAAGGGACUGGGAAAAGGGCAACAGGUCGCCUCAAAGGGAAAGCCAGAAAGACUGCUAAGGCUCCACCAAAGCCCAUCCCAGCCAAUGAGAACAGCAAAAUUCUGAAGAAGUCAAAGUACACCAUCACCGUCAAGCAAUUCACGAGCUUUGCGGAACAUAUCGCCGGGUACGACAACCCCCCUGUUGGGCCUGUGGAGGUCUCCCGAGGCUUCAGUCUAGCCCUCGACCGUGCUAUUUCUGCACGCCGCGAAUUCAGAAAACAUGGAAUUGAGGAGGAGGAUGAGGCUUCCCAGGAGAGCCAUGGAUUCUUCGUGGACGUCCUUGAGCGGGUCCGUGAAACCCUGCGCCCACUGAUUCCCAAGAGGCAAGCGGAUACUCCAGCAGUCGAAAAGGAUGAAAAGUCACUGGCCAAUAGGUUCGAGCAUCUUGAAUUGGAAGAACAAUCGGAAGCCUUCCUCAAUGCGCCUGAUGCUCCUAAGCCAGCGGCACCAGAGAAAUUCACAGAUCCUUCAGCUCCCGAUGUCAAAGCGGAAGCGGACCUCGAAGCUGAGGUUGAUCUUGACCGCCGGGAGACCAUUUUCAUGUUCCACCUCUUGGUCCAGGAUGCAAACGCCUUCAUGGAUAUUAUCGAAGAAACAUGGAGGGGAUACAAAGUUGGACGUGUGGACCUUGUAUCGGCUUCUAUGACUACUAACACCGCUAUCGAUCUCCUCCGACGCAUGGAAGAGGAAAUGAAGCCUUCCCUUGAUAAAUUUGGCGGUGGGGAAAAACUCAUUGAGGCGUAUUACUUUGCCCGAUGUCGUCACUUUGGGGAAGAUCCCGACUACAGAGAAAGGCCCAGUGAUGGCUUUAACUUCAAAGUUUAUGAUCAAACGCAAGACAUUUUCAUCUCAGCCUGGCAGCUUCUCCGAUCUUUCACGGCAAUAUGCGACCCGCACAACUCUCCAUUUUAUAAACCGGGCUUUUAUGGAACCUACGACCCUGAAAGCGACCGCAAAUCAAAGCCAGCAAGGGAGAGGUUUGCUGAAGAUAUGCAAAUCUUAAUGGAGGCAUUUCCCGAAUUUUACCUCCUUGGAUUCUGUGCUCAGGGGAACCUUGCCGAAGAUGAGUUGUCGCGUGGUCUAAAGGCGGCUUUCACUACUAAAGAACACCCAUUCUGGCUGGUGUUUGCCGUCCAAGUCUUCUUAGACAUACACCAUGUCCUACGUGAUCAGGUUUCUCGAGCAUUCACCGAGCUACAGCGAAGCGCAAUGACUAUGGUCAAUUCUAUUGGGUCGACUCUUAAGAUGCACGAAAAGCUCCGCAUCGAGAACUGGCCUCUGGAAAAUGAUAUGGCAUUGCGACAUCUCCAAGCGGAGAUGAAUUAUUGGUGCGCAACAGAUCCAUUGCAGAUCGAAAAGGCACGCCUAGGUCGACCUACUGGGGAGGCAUUCCGUCUUUUCAAAUGGCAUCCUCUUUUCUGCGGCCUGUUACUCUACCGCUUCAAAAUGGUGUAUCAAGAGGCAGGGAUUACUUUUGCUGGGGCCUGGGGUUCCGUGUUGUACUCGCUUCAUCUGUAUAACGCUCUAAGACAGGAGAAAUUGUUGACAGCGCGAUGGGCUGAUCUGGACAUGUUACAAGCGAUACACCCGGAAAGCUGGAUUGGUGGGCCUCCACGAACCCCAGAUGAUUACAUCAAACGGUUUUCCCUCAGUAUGGGAUACUCAGCGGCAAACUUUGCCAAGAACCGUCGAGAUCAACGUCCUCAGGCCUCGAAGAAUGGACCCAAAAGCCUGACAGAACAGGGAUCUGUUGCCUUGAUGUUCAAGGAACGCUUUUGUCAUGGCUCCAAACAAACUGACAUGACACGUGCAGAUCUACAGACUAUUGUGGAGAAAGCCCAGUGGGGAGCAGAUACUGAUGGGGAUAGACCCUAUGACAUGAUGAAAGACGUUCCCGGGGACAUUGUUAGGAAUCCCACACAAAGGGGUCCGAUCCAUGAAUCCCAUGAAUCUAUGUCCGCGGAAACAUUGCUUCGCAAACUCCGGCUCGCCUUACAAGGCGAGGGGCCAGAAAUCACGUUCGACUAUUUCGUGACCCACCGGACCUGUUGGCUGCUUCUGACUAAGAUCAAAAUGGCUUGUGCAGACCAGCUUCGCGUACUCUUCGGGACAGGCUGCAUUGAGAAGGAGAAUCAAUUGCCCUGGAUGAUUGGCUAUAUUUUCCUUGCGGCAAGUGGUGUGGACCGUGCGGCAAAUCUGGCUCCUAAGAAGCAGCCUGGCAAGGUGACAUCCCAGCUAAUGUUCACCGCUGCUAACGUUCUUGAUUCCAUGUUGGCUUCUGGAAUGGGGGCUCUGACGUGUAGAAUUUUGCGUGAGCGCCAUGAUAUUCACAUCAGCGAGGACUCUGAUUCAGAAUGA